AUGUUGGUAGAAGCUAAGUGGUUCUUGUAUAAGUACAAGCGUUUGCUUGUUGCACUCGGUUUAUUGGUUGCGCUCAUCUAUUUGGUUUAUGAAGGUUUCCAUAAUGAUGUUGCUACAAACUAUGCUAACCAGCAAUUAUCCAAGAUUGGUAUUUAUAAGAUUAAGUAUCCUUCUGUUAAGCAAGUCGAUGCGCUGUUUGAAAACACCGAGAACCAAUACUCCAACGUAUUGUUCAGUUACUUGAAUUCCAAGAAGGAAACCGGUUUACCUGAAACUGUUCCCUUCUCAUGGAAUCAAUUUUUGGACUUGGAUUCUUAUUUCGCUAGAAAGGAUAUUCAAGAUAAAUUGUUGAAAGAAAACUCUUGUCUUAAAUUGGAACGUCAUUUUGGUAAACCUGAAGCUGUUUCAUUUAACUGUAAGGAUGAAAAAUUUGACAAUUUAAUUCCUUACAAGAUCAAUGAGAACAUUUUUCUUUACUUAACUGCUGAUAACAGAGUUUUAUUGAAGAAUCUUUACUUACAAACUUCUGCUCCUAACCCUGCUUCUUUGGUCUAUUUAAUGGAUGAUUUGGUUUACCAAUUCCCAGUCGACCCAAAGAGUCAACUGAUUAAAAUCGAGGAACCUGGUAGUUUAGACAAGAAUUUGGAUCGCUUCAAGACAAAUUUUGCAGCUAAAUUUAUUCACAAACCAUUGGCUGAUCUGUUCGAGUCCAAGACUUUGAGUAAAUUUGAUUUCAGUGCCGAUUGGCCUGAAGUUUUGGAUUUUGAUGCACCAAAAUAUUUCUCAGAAGCUUACACUUUGAACGAGCCAAAGGCUUCUGCUUACGAUUGGAGAUUCUUUGACCAUUUGCAAGCUUUUGACAUGAACCAACGCCAUGCCAUUUUGAAGAGAUUGAUGAGAGGUUGGUCUCACUUUUCCCAACAGUUUAACAUCUUCUCCUGGAUUAACAAGGAAUCUAUGGUUGGUUGGUACUGGAACGGUUUGAACUUACCAUGGACCAAUGAUUUGGAUAUUCAAUUAUCGGCCUCUGAAUUUGAUAAGUUGUUGAAAUUCAACAACACACUUGUUUUUGAUUACAAUGAUUCAUCCAAGGGUCAUUACAAUGUUUUCUAUUUGGAUAUUAACCCUUACUACUCCAAGAUCAGAGGCAACAACAACAACAUGGUCAAUGCCAGAUUCAUCGAUGUUAUGUCUGGUGUUGUUAUGGAUGUUACUGUUUUGAUUUUGGUGGAAGACUUUCAAGGUUUGAUGAGCUCUAAGAGUUUAACCGAAAAGGAAAGAGCAAGAUUCAAGGAUUUGGAACGUAAGGAAAGUAUGGCUUUGUAUGACAGCUCAUAUAUUACUUACCCAGUUGACCAAUUGAGUACUUUUAUCCCGGCUUUGUUUGAGAAUGAAAUCACUUAUGUUCCUGCCAAGUACGAAGAUAUUAUUCAAUCAAAGCACAAGUCUUUAAUUGGUGCAACUGCUUUGCAAGGACACAAGUACAGACAAUUCUUAAGAUUGUGGGUCAACCAAGAAAAUUGUAAGAUUGACGAAAAGGCAAUUGUAUCACCAUCCACUAAGCAUGAUGAUGAAGAAUGUAAAAAGAAUUCUCAACAAGUGAGAGAAUUAUAUGAAAAGACUAAGAAAGUUACCAUUCAACAUUUCCUUGAAUUGAACAAUUUUGAAAAGUUUAAGGAUAACCUCCAAAACUACAAGUUGUCUAUUCCAAGAGAUGCUAGAAGAACCUUUUAA
Lizanozyma spartinae is the source of this 1734-nucleotide messenger RNA. RefSeq lists its product as uncharacterized. The transcript has a single exon. NCBI's taxonomy places the organism in Eukaryota, Fungi, Ascomycota, Pichiomycetes, Serinales, Debaryomycetaceae. Bases 1 to 1734 code for a protein of 577 amino acids. The record is from RefSeq and is a predicted model, not a curated record.